Messenger RNA from Blepharisma stoltei, 14662 nucleotides. The record is from the annotation of a GenBank genome assembly. Lineage: Eukaryota; Ciliophora; Heterotrichea; Heterotrichida; Blepharismidae.
AUGUUAAAGAUGAUCAUUGCUUGGCUGCUUCUAGCCUUUCUCAACGAUCAAGUGAUGGGAUCAAAUACUCUGAACUCAAGUUUGGACUUCGGAGUCCUAAAUGCUAACAAUACAUCAUCACCCAAAAGUAUUCCAGCUACUCAAAAACUGCCUAAAGAAGAAAAUAAUUGAUCAGGCAAGAAAAGAAUCUUGAGUGUGUGUACAGAUAUAAAUUGCAUUAGUUGCCCUUCGGAUCCAACAUGCUCUACUUGCGCUGACUAUUAUGGGGUAAAUUCAAAUGGAGUAUGCAAAGCAUGUACAGACUCAACAUAUUGCAAAACCUGUGAUGGAUCAAGCCAAAGCACAUGCACUGCUUGUGUUGAUCAUUAUGGUGUUGAUUCGGGUGGAGUAUGUCAGGUAUGCACAGACUCAACAUAUUGUAAAAUCUGUGAUGGAUCAAACCCUGGCACUUGCACUACUUGUGUUGAUCAUUAUGGUGUUGAUUCGGGUGGAGCAUGCCAUGCAUGCACAGACUCAACAUAUUGUAAAACUUGUGAUGGAUCAAACCCCGGCACUUGCACUACUUGUGUUGAUCAUUAUGGUGUUGAUUCGGGUGGAGUAUGUCAGGCAUGCACAGACUCAACAUAUUGCAAAACCUGCGAUGGAUCAAACCCUGGAACUUGCACUACUUGUGCCGAUUAUUAUGGUGCUGAUUCGGGUGGAGUAUGCCAGGCAUGCACAGACCCAACACAUUGCAAAAAGUGUGAUGGAUCAGACCAAAGCAUUUGCACUGCUUGUGUUUCAGGGUAUUACGUCGAUUCAUCCAAUGCAUGCAUUCAAUGCCAUAUCAGUGGCUGCAGAAAUUAUUUAAAAAUCACUUCCGGAUCAGGCACCUAUGCAGCUGGCGCCACUAUAUCGGUAACAGUCGAAAAAUACACUUAUACAGAUACUCUCACAACUUCAGAUAGCAGCAAUGUCUACCUCUUUUCAACUGACUCAACAGCAAAUCUAUUCGGAACCUUAUCAAUCUCUUAUUCUUCUUCUUCCAGUGGCUCUACUUCUGUAUCCAUAACUAACUCCCCCCCCCCCUCCGUGAGCGAACAAAACCAUUAGAAAAAUCACCAUUUUUUGACCAAAAACCCACCCUCCGUGAGCGAACAAAAAUUUUUUUAAUAGAAAAAAUUUUAAUGGAAAAAAAUUUUGAUAUAUAAGUGAUAAUUAGUAUAAUGAAAUCUAGAGCUAAUUCUGUUUAAAUUUUAACAAAUUGCGUUUUAAAACAUAAAUUUUGCAAAUUAAAUUAAUAUUUGCUUCCCAAUUUUUGCAAAUUAGGAUUUUUUUAAAUUUCGAAAAAAAUAUUUUUUAUAAAAUUUAUAUAUAAAUUUUUUUUAAAAAAAAAAAAUUAACCCCCCUCCGUGAGUGAACAAAAUUUUUUUGUUCGCUCACGGAGGGGGGGGGGGAGUAAGGUAAAAUUAAUAUAGGUCGGCACUUUUACUAUAGAAGCUCACUGUGUUGGUUUUACCAAAGAUUCAAUAAGCAUCACUAUCACUGAAGAUACCUUUUCUUAUAUUGCAUUUACAGGUCAGCCUUCAGGUAAUGCAUGUAGUGGUGCAGCAGUAACUGCAUACGAUCAAUAUGGAAAUAUCGCAACUUCAGCCUCUGGCACCAUCACCCUAAUUGCAUUUGCAACUACAUCAGGACAAGUCGGGAAAUUUAAGUCUACUACAGUAACUGGAUCUUUAUCAUCUGGUGUCGCUAGCUCUUGGAGUACCUGCAAAAUCCUUGGAACUGAUACAGCAUUUAAGCUAGAAGCUUCUGACUCAUCAGGCAAAAAUUGUCUCAGCAAUUCCUUUUCAGUGACUCAAACUAUAAGCACAGCUACUUUUACAACCACUUCACUAACAGCCUCUCCUGGAGCAACUUUUACUCUAUACGUAUCAGUAACAGAUACAGAUAGUGACGCCUAUUUGGGUCCAGUUGCAGGGCUUUCUUUAACUUAUCAUUCAGGGUCAGCAUUAUCUUCAGCUACUUAUACAAAUCAAGGAAGUGGCACUUGGGCAGUUUCAGCUAGCAUAUCAACCCAAGGAUCUUACUCUUUAGACAUCACUUGCACAGGCUGCACUGCCUCAUCUUCAGCGUCAGUGACAAUUUCUAACGUAAAUGCUAUACUAAUCAAUUUCCCAACUUAUAUCCAUGAAGGUGCUACAUCUCAGACUUAUCAAAUUAAAUUGAGUGGAACUGCUCCAACUUCUGAUGUAACAGUAACCAUUUCUACAACAACAUCAUCAAGCGAGCUUGUAGUGAACACUGCAAGCCUUACUUUUACGAAUGGAAAUUAUAACACUUAUCAAUCUGUUACAAUUGACCUUCCUUAUUAUUAUACGUCUUCAUUAGAUUACUCUAUAGUGCUCUCACACUCGCUAUCAAGCUCAGAUACCACAUGAAAUAGUGCAAAUGUUAUUUAUGAUUCCAGCUUUUACCCCUCUGGAUUAGCUACGCUGUAUAUAUAUGACCAAGACCCUGUAAUCACUGUUGAAGACUCCGUUGUGGUUUCCCAAGGAGGAACUGCUACUUAUCAGGUUUCUCUCAGCAUGCAGCCAAUAAAUAAUGUGGAAAUUGGUGUAUCUGCAUCGAGUUCUGAUAUCACUGUAUCUCCAGCCACAGUGACCUUUACAUCAAGCUCAUGGUCUUCAGAGACUUUUACUGUAAAAUCUGUAAGCUCCUCUACCAUUGUUGGUUCUACUUCUUAUACACUUACUUACUCCUUAAACGCUGACACAGCUUGGACUAAUGCAAUAAAAAUGCCAUCUACUUUUGAAACUAUUGUGACUGUAAUACAAAGCUCAUAUGGAUCCUUAAAACUCUCAAACAACUUCCUAGAUUUAUCAGAAUCACAGUCUGGGACAUAUACAGUUUGGCUAGGAAGCCAGCCCUCAGAUGAUGUAACUGUCUCGAUUUCAUCAGGAAAUAGCAAUGUUGGAGUCUCACCAACACCAUUGACGUUUACUAAUUCUAACUACGCGACUGCACAAACAGUGACAGUGACUGUAAAUAGCGUUCCUAGCUCUAUGACAAAUCUUUACUAUACAGUCUCAAUUUCUCACACAACAUCUUCUUAUGAUAACAAUUAUAACGGCUUAUCAGCUUCAACAACAGUUGACGUUGUAAACUUGUGUACACCAGCUGCUUAUGACUGGACAGCUACUACAACUUGUUCAGUCACUAUUACGAAUUUUGAUGUGUCGAGCGGAGUUCCAGUACCUUGUUCUCCAGGGACUUAUUAUAGCUCAGGCUCAUGCGUUACCUGCCCUAUUGGCUACUACUGUCCUGAUGGGGUUAAUGAAUAUUCUUGCCCAUCUGGGCAUUAUCAAACUGCUACAGGCAAGACCUCCUGCACUAAAGUCGCUGAAGGCUACGUUUUUGACUCUUCUUCUACAUCCCCUACAGCUGUAUCCUCAGGUUCCUAUUCUUUAUCAGGCAGCUCUUCCGCAACUUCUUGCAAAGCGGGCGACAUGUGUCCUCAAACAAACAUCCAAGAAGAGCUAAAAUGCCCAUUAGGCUCCUAUUCCUCCUCAACUUCCCAGACUUCUUGCACUACUUGUACAGCAGGAAAAUACUGCAAUUAUGAGUCCUCUCCUACCACAUGUUCAGGAACCUAUGACUAUUCGCCUUCAGGGUACAAUACUUGUGAAUCCUGCCCUUAUAGUGCAGCUUGUAGUACUUAUUCGGUCUCUUUAGCAGUAGAAGGGAAAUAUAUUUCUUCAAAUGCAGUCACUAAUUGUCCUUCUAGUCAAGUCUGCAGUGUAAGAUUCAAUUUCAACCCUUAUACUUGUCCUUCAGGGACUACUUAUAGCUCAAAUAGUUGUACAGAGUGUUCUACCACAACUGGGUGCUGGACAAGCGGGACAACUUCAUGUGCAAGCCCUUCGUAUCCAUGGGGUCCUGUGUGCUUAACUUGUAUGUUUCCAAUGUAUGCGAGUGGCACUUGUAGUUAUAUAGACUCUUCUUAUAAAUAUACAUCUACAACAAGCCAAACUGCCUGCUCACAAGGAACUUUUUCGCCUGGAAGGUUUGACCUUUGCUAUGGCUGCUCGCCUGGCUGUUUUUGUAACUCAGGGGCAUCAACUCCAUUAGCUGACAUGUCAUCUUCUUCACAAGUCCUAAAUCCUCUUACGACGACAGCUAUAUACUGUCUUGCAAGAACUUAUAAUGAGAAUUCAGGAAUUAUAGAUAUUUCUAUGUGCAAAUUAUGUCUGCCUGGAUUUGCCUGUCCAACUUAUACUGAUGCUAUACCAGCAAGUGGGAGCUGCUCUAAUGAUGGAGGGUCAGGGAGUCCUAAAUGUAUUACUUCUAAUAAAGGUCAGUUUGCAGCUAACGGAGCGAGUGACUCAGAAACUUUUAAUUGUCCAUUUGGGACUUAUUCGGAUGAUAUUAUUCCAAGAGCGACUGGAGCUGAUUGCACUGCUUGUACAGCAGGACAGCUCUGUCCUGAAGGAACAUCAGCAACCCCUUCUUCAACAUCCGCAGGCCGCUUUUCUCAGGACUUUAAAUCUGAAAUAUUAUGCCCUAUAGGCACUUAUAACAGCAAUACAGGUCAAACAAGCAUUUCUAGCUGCAGUACCUGCUCUACUUAUACAUUCUGCGGCAAUGGAUUCCCAUCACCAGCCUUAUGCUAUUUAGGAUUUACUGCCAAAACUACGUCGUCUUUAUGUGAAAUUUGUGGGAUUUCAAGCUCAGCUGCUGUUUGUCCUGCUUCUAGUUAUGAUCCAUCAAGCGCAAUUUCAUGCAGUGCAGGGUAUUUCUGUCCUUAUGGGUCAUAUACAAUUGACCAAUAUUCUUGCGAUGCUGGUUAUUAUAGUUUAUCUGCAACCUCUACAAGCUCUGCAAGUGUUGCAGAUUGCUUAGAAUGUACUGCAGGAACCUAUUGUGCAGCCAAAAGUACAAGCUCGACAGGGGCUUCAUGCUCUGCUGGAUUUUACUGUCUUAUUGGAACACCUAUGAGUAAUUAUUUCGCAUGCCCUCCAGGAUACUACUCAUCUUCUACUGCAAAUACUGAUAGCUCAGACUGUACUCAAUGCACUGCAGGAAAAGCUUGUAUGACAGGGACAUUUGACCUCUCCAAUAGUAAUGGUGACUGCGCAGCUGGGAGUUUUUGCCCUGAUGGCACAGAAAGGCCUGACCAAUUUGCAUGUCCAGCUGGGACCUAUUCUUCAAGCACUUCUUUAACGCAAGCAUCUGAUUGUUCUUCAACAUCGAUAUCAUACACUGGAGAAUGUGCAGCAGGGUAUUAUUGUCCAUCUGGGGCAACUAAACAAUAUAAGUGCCCUCCCGGGACUUUUAUGGCAUCUACUGGUGCAGGAAGUCUGGCAUCUUGCACCACUUGUACUGCAGGGUAUUAUUGUCCAGAUCCUUCAUCAACUGUAAAUACAGCAGCAACAGUUUGUGAUUUAGGCUAUUACUGCAAUGCAGGAGCAACAGCGCCUCUUCUAUGCCUUCCUGGUUACAUAUGCUCGAGUAUUACAACAACUGGCACAGCAAUGUAUGCAGCUCCUUGCACAGCAGGAUCCUUAUGCCCUUGGGGUUCUUCUUCAGACUCUACAAAAUGCAAAGAGGGCUUUUACUGCCCGUCUGGUACUUUGGUCGCUUAUCCAUGCCCACCAGGAACUUAUAGAAGCACUGUUGGCGCCACGGCACUUAGUGACUGCUCAACAUUAUCAACAUCAGGAAAGUACCUUGAUACUUUUGCAAAUACCGGAAGUGGGACUACGUGCCCAAAAGGCUACUAUUGCCCAACAGGUACUAGCGAUCCUAUCCCUUGCCCAGCGGGAACUUAUAACCCAUCAGAUGGUGCAUCAGCCUCAACUGAUUGCGUAGUAUGCCCUGAAGGAAAAUACUGUCCAUAUGAAGCCACCUGAUCUCCUAGCGACUGUCUUGCGGGAAAAUACUGUGUUAAAGGCACCAUCACCCCAGUUAAAUGCCCAGCAGGAACUUACCACGCCAACAGCGGAAGUACUUAUUUAACUAAACUUUCUGAUUGCACAAGCUGUGAUGCAGGAUGAUAUUGUGAUCAACCAGGCAGUACUGAAACUGCAGGAGAAUGCAAGGCUGGCUUUUAUUGCGCUGGAAAAUCAAUAACAGCUACUCCAGUUGGCCAAUCUUAUGGAUAUAUUUGUCCUGCUGGGUCAUAUUGCCCUACAGGAACUGCAACUCUUCAGCCAUGCCCUAGUGGAACUUUCAAUAACUACCAAGGUGCAACGUCCAGCAGUGACUGUAUUGACUGUCCUAAAGGCUUUUAUUGCUCCAGCACAACUUCUGCAGAACCUACUGGACAAUGCAGUGCUGGCUAUUUGUGUGGCACAAAAGAAACAUCAAGUACCCCAUCUGGAAAGGAAACACCUGCAGGAACUUAUGCACCUGCCGGGAGCUAUGCCUCUAUUAAUUGUCCAAGAGGGACUUAUAAUUCUGCUGCCGGGCAAGGAAGUUGUCAAACAUGUGAUGCAGGAGCUUAUUGCCAAACUACUGGGCUAACUUCCACAACUACUUGCACUACAGGCCAUUAUUGCCCGUCAGGAACUAUUGACCCAAUACCAUGCCCUCCUGGGACUUUCCGAGCCACAACUGGGGCUACUCAAUUAUCAGAGUGCACCCCAUGCACAGCUGGAUAUUAUUGUGCUGGCUAUGGCUUAUCAGCUGAAAGUGGCCAAUGCAGUGCAGGGUAUUUCUGCGAGCUUGCAUCACCAUUCCAGACACCUCCUUAUCUUGUUGAUACAACGACUGAUAAAUAUGGUCCAUGCAUUGCAGGUUAUUAUUGCCCAGCUGGAUCUACUUCUAGAAAUGCGAAUCCAUGUCCUGCAGGGACAUUCAACCCUUCUACAUUAGGAGCUUCAAGCAGUGACUGUAUCCCUUGUACGGCAGGGAGAGCAUGCAUUAACACUGCCAAUGUAAAUGACAACACAGUUUGUAAGGUUAAUUAUUACUGCCCACAAUCAAGCUCAAGUGAUCAAGCAACUCAUAAUUAGAUAUGACAUCUCAGCCCGGCGUAGUCUCCGGGCCAUGCAGUGGAGAGAGCUAUUUAAUUACAUCCAGGAAGAUUUUGCCGACCAAGAAAUGAAAAGCUUUUAUUGUUGCCACACUUCUUUGGGGUUUUUCUUGCUACUUAUUUUGCUCUUACAAAUAAGGAUUACUGAGAAAUGGACAGCUAGCUGGCAAUCCCAACAAAGCAUGGAGUCUAAUUAUAGCCCGCUUCAGGGCUGGAUAUACCUCAUGGGAAAGGGAGGCAUGGAGUUGGAAAGGAGAAACUCAGCAGUGCUUGCAGAAAGUACCUUGGCUACCCUCUAGAGUGAAAUUAGGAGUUAUGCUCUGGGCUUCAGGAUUUUCCUUUUACCAAGAGUUGAGCAGCUCAUUCGUAAGCUGUCUAAGUCUGUAACAUCAUCACCAAGGGUGCAGUUGUGAUCAAAAAAUAGGUUGAAUUGAACCUUUAUGUGCAAGAAAGGUUAAAUCCUGGAGGAAACGGUACCGUAGCGUGAGCAUUAAGUCAUUAUAAGUAAUUAACUAAUUGGCAAAGCAACUCAAUGCGAAGCUGGAUACAGAUGUCCAAGUGGCUCUGCAAACCAUAUAAAAUGUGAGCCUGGGACAUAUCAAAAUUCAGUUGGCCAAGGAUCUUGCAACGCCUGUACAGCUGGAUUGUAUUGUCCAAGAGGAACUUCUGACCCCACAUCCAAUACUUGCCCAGCAGGCCACUACUGCCCUUCAAGUACUCUUUAUGAUAAGCAAUACCCAUGCUCCCCAGGGACUUUUAGUACAGCAACGUCAGCUGCUGACAGCACCACCUGUAUAAGUUGCUCUGCUGGGAAAUAUUGUGACGUUUAUGGUGUAGGCGAUCUUACAUCAUUAAGCUGUGCUGGCGGGUUUUAUUGCUCUUCAGGCUCACUUUAUUCGCAACCAAUGACUGGCUCUGGAUAUGGAGGGAUUUGUACAAGAGGAUAUUACUGCCCUGCCGCAUCCUCAACGACUACUAAAUGUGAUCCAGGCUAUUACUGCUCUCAAGACCAAAUGUCUACAUCAGGUUCUCAAUGUUCAGCUGGCUACUACUGCACGAUUCAAUCUAUUGCUCCAAGCCCUAUCUCUUCGGUGAACUCAGCCUUUUCGGCAGGAGAUAUAUGUCCUAAAGGGUAUUAUUGUGAGGCAGGAUCAAGCACCUAUGCAGCUUGUCCAGCUGGGAAAUAUAUGCCUUAUAAAGGAGCUGAAGAUUCAACUGAAUGUAUUAGUUGCCCUCCAGGAUUCUAUUGCGACCAAACAGGAACUUCAUAUCCUGCUACAUCUUCCCCAGCAAAUGCCCCAACUGCGUGUCCAGCCGGGUACUAUUGUGCAGGUGGUGAUUCUUCAGCCACUCCAAGCACAUUCUGCAGUGCUGGAUAUUAUUGUCCGACAGGAAGUUGGGAACCAAUUAAAUGUCCUGAUGGACAAUAUCAAGAUCAGACAAUGCAAAGCACAUGCAAAACUUGCUCAGAAGGAAAAUACUGUGAAUCUCCAGCCACUGCAGAAACUGACUGUCCAGCUGGGCAUUAUUGUCCUAGUGGUACUGGCUAUCAAUAUACAUAUCCAUGCCCAGUCGGAACUUAUAAUCCAGAUCCAGGUCAACCAACGUCAGAUGCCUGCGUACUAUGUGAUGCUGGUAAAUAUUGUGAGACAGCAGGGCUUUCAGCACCAACAGGCGAUUGUGCUGCAGGAUGGUACUGCAUAACUGGAGCUGUUAUAGACCGGCCAGUUACUUCAAGCCAAGGCGGUAUCUGCCCUAGAGGAUCUUAUUGUGCCGCUGGAUCAGGGACCUACACUGCUUGUACAGCUGGGUCCUAUUGCAAUCAGCAAGGCCUUUCAGCUCCUGUUAGUACCUGCAAUGAAGGUUAUUGGUGCGGUUCAAGUUCAACAACAGCGGUGCCUUUAGAUGGCACUCAAGGAAAUAUAUGUAGCGCUGGGACUUACUGUGCAGCCGGAGCUUCAAGUCAGACUAAUUGUCCGGCAGGGACUAUGAGUGUAAGUAAAGGUCUUAAACAAUCAAGCGACUGCCCAAGCUGUCCAUACGGAAAAUAUUGUGCAACAGAUGGUCUUACAGCAGUCACUGGAGAUUGCAGUGCUGGGUAUUAUUGUAGUGGAGGUUCAAGCAUAGCUACUCAAAAUGGCUGCACUGCUGGACAUUAUUGCGAAGAAGGAAGUUUUGAAGAAGUUUUGUGUGAUAUGGGGUAUUAUCAACUUGAUACUCUUAAGAGUUCUUGCGAUCAGUGCACUUUAACUAAUUACUGCUCUGGUGGUACAAAUGUCCCAACUGCUUGCCCUAUAGGCUAUUAUUGUCCAUCUGGAACCAGAUUUGAUAUUGAAUUUCCUUGCCCUGCUGGAUAUUAUGCAUCAACACUUGGCCAUUCUACUUGUGAUGAUUGCCCUGCAGGCUCUGUCUGUGACUAUGGCUCUAGUUCUACAAGCACCACUUGUCCAAUCUAUUCUUAUUGUCCUAAAAAUACAGGUGUUGCUCCUCUAUGUCUAGCAGGUACUUAUAACUCUGCGACUACUGGCUUAACCAAAUCAUCUGACUGUACUUCUUGUCCAGCCGGUAGCUACUGUGUUGAUGGUCGAAUUUCUGACGAAUGUGAGGCUGGCUACUUAUGCGUUUUAGCGUCUCCAACACCUACGCCAACUGGCAGCAAUGCAUAUGGCUAUCAAUGUCCAUCAGGAAAUUACUGUACCAAAGGGGCACUAAUCUCUACUGCUUGUCCAUCAGGGCUAUUUAGAACACUUGUAGGAGGCGCACAGUCGAGUGAUUGCACACAGUGUCCUCCUGGGUCUUAUUGUGUCAAUGGGAACCCUAACCCAAUUUCUUGUCCUAUGGGAUACUACUGCCCUCAAGGAGUCAAUAAGCCAAAACCAUGCCCUACAAGAACUUAUGGAAGCAAGGCUGGGGCUACUGAUUUAUCUGCUUGUUUAGCAUGCCCUGGCGGAUACUUGUGCACGAGGACUGGAACUGGAGAUUAUACUCAGUACCCAUGUGGAAAAGUCGGCUAUUACUGUGUAGUCGGUGCCACUGAGCCUACUCCUUGCCCUCCUGGGACUUAUUCGUCGUCAACUACUGCUGCUUCUAUAGAUGACUGUAUUGCAUGUCCUGGAGGAUAUUAUUGCCCAGGAGCUUCCUCUUCAGCUAUUUCAUGCGAAGCUGGUACUUAUUGUCCUAAAGGCUCUCCUAUCUCUAAAGCGUGUCCUAUCGGCUAUUACUGCAAAGUAAAUACUGCCACGCCUACUCUUUGUCCAUCAGGCUACUAUUGUCCUAAGUACGACCAAAGCAAUCUUGACCAAUACCAAGACUCAGACGAACCUCCUGUGUCUUGCCCUGACACCUAUGUAUGUCCAUCAGGCUCUUUUGAACCUUUGCAAUGCACUCAAGGAUACUAUGUUUCUAGCAAUAAAUGUGUGCUUUGUCCUGCAGGGACUUAUUCAGAUGGGACAUUUUCUAAAUGCAAGAGCUGCUUUGGUGGCUAUGUCUGUGUGUCUGGAGCUUCAAGACCUAAUCCUAUUUCUUUAGAAUAUCAUGGAGGCUAUGAAUGUCCUGAAGGCUACUACUGCCCAGUUGGCUCUAAAACUCCUACAGCAUGUCCAGCCGCUACUUAUAACCCUACAACAGCUCAAACGAGCUACGAUGCCUGCAUUGACUGUCCUAAAAACACCUAUGCAGAUACUACUGGCUCAGCUAAAUGCAUGCCAUGUGGCUCUAAUGCCUACGCUGAUGUAAAAAGCACUACAUGUUUAUGUUAUGGUAAAAACCGCUCAUACCGUAAAACUGAUGGCAGCUGUGUCUGUAACCCUAAUUACCAUUACAUACAGGAUGGAAUUACAUCAAGUCAAGGCGAUUCUGAUAUUGACUGCUUUAAUAUUGUAUAUGACUACUGUGGAGAAAGCGGUAUAAGAGACUCAUACGGAAACUGUGUGUCUACCUCAAGCUGUUCUUCUGAAUGUAACGGUGGAUCUGGAAAAAGAAUGAGUGGGGUUGGACUCUGUGAAUGUGACGGAACUACUACAAUUGAUGACAUUUGCAAUAAGAACUGCAGAGAAAACUCACUGAAAACGACUUAUUCGAAUGGAGCUUAUACAGUAACUGACCCAAGCACUGGUGAAACCACAACUGUUGAUUUGGUGAACAGCAGCGGAUACUAUGGAAAAACAAGCUGCUCGUCAAGCUCUUGCAAUGUGUAUAGCAUUGAUAUGACAACAACUGGCCCAUUAGGAGUAUAUGGAUUAGGAAACAAGCUCGGCUCACUUUAUAGCAAUUCUACCUCCAGAAGAUAUCUGGCUGAAUCCUCAACUACAGUCUCAAAUCCUACCAUUUGUAUACAAAUAGAAGAAACCUUUGUAUUUUCCAUUCCAAAUGCUCAAAACUACCCUAUUUAUGUCAAAGAUUCUUUAUUGAAUACAAAUGAUGGGUUUGAUUAUGGAGCAUUCCAAGAACUAAAACGUAUGAUUGAAAAUCCGCUGAACAAUAUCACGUCUUUUGCCUUCACUUUUACAGAGCAAGGAGUAUACGAUUUCAAAGACGCAGCUGACGAUUCUAAGCAUAUCAUUAUUUCAGUUAUGGGGCAAGGCCAGCAAUGUUUAGACCCAGAUAUCCCAAUCCGCCCACGUUUUAAGAGCUCUAUGCUGACUAUGGGGACACAAACCAAAACUAACAUUAUUCAAGACCCUAACUGGCCAUUCAUCAUUGGCACUGCAUGCUGGCUGGUUGGUCUUGUAGUUUUGUUGAUAUUAGGUAUUUACUUCUUCCACAAUAAAGCAUGGAAAUAUGUCACGAAAGAAAGAAAAAGAGCUUAUAGAGAUAAACAAAAUGAAUUAGAUAUUGCAAUUUUGACAGAAAAACCAAAACAAGAUUCAAGUGAUGAAGAAAGCAUGAAAGAAGUAAGAAGUGACGUCAGACUUGAGAAGAAAACAGUUAUUAAGGAAGAGGAAAACAAUGAGCCAAUGAUAAAUGAUGAUAUUGAUCCUUCUAUUUUCCAGGCAAUGUAUGAUAGACUGGUUGAACAGGAUAGCCAAGCCAAAGCUGCAUUUAUGCAAAAGACUGAAGCUGAGCAGGAAGCGAUGAGACAUUUAUUGAAUAAUCUUGCUAAAUCCUUGAAAAUUGUUCAUUAGCAAAAUAUAAAUUCUUAAAAAUAAUAUAAAAUAUAAUUUUUAAAAUAAAUAAAGAAGUAAGCUAAAGAAAUACCUUGAAGAGACUCUUGGAGGUCUGGAUGAUAUAAGUGACAACGAGGAAGAAGAAGAAGCUGCACAGCUCCAACUUAGCCCUGAAGAAGAAAUGCAAAAAGUUAUGAAUGGCUUAUUAAGUAAAUACAUCAAAGAAGCAGACUACAAGACAGAGGCUGGGAAAAACCUUCUUUAUGAUAGCAUUAUAAAUAAUCCUGAACUCAGUGAAAAAGACAAGCAAGACUUAAUCGCUGACUUCAAUGCAAAUAUCCAGAGAAUUGAGCUUGCCCUUGACAAUGAAAAAUCAAAGUCUCAGGAAUCCUUAAAUAAAAGGCUUAUGGAAAGAGCUGCUAAACGAAGACAGAAAAACGCCGGAAGCCAAAUAGAAUCUCCGUCAGAAAUUGCUGAAACCUUAGAUUUCAUUAAAAAAGACCCUGAAUUAGCUAAAGAAUUCUUCGAAAAGAAAAAGGAGAUUGACGUCAAAACAAGUAAACAAAUAAAUUCAGAAGCUGGAAAACUCAAAGAAGAUUUAGAUGCAAAACUUAAAACUGCCAAAAAUAAAAAAGAAGCUGAUGCCUUUGUAAAAGAAUAUGAUGAAAAUGUGCAAGAGCUUGAAAACAGACUGAAUGGAGACAAAAAGAGACAAGAAGCAGAGCUAGCAGUUAGACUAAGGGCAAGAAAAGAUAAAAAGUUUAAAGAAGAAGUUGUAGCACCAAGACUUGAAAGGAGAAUGACCACCAUAAAGCAGCCAGAAACUUCUCUAGUGCCUACAUUUUUCAAAGAAGAAGACCAAGUCCAUGUGGAGCAGCUCGAAAAGCGCCAAGAAGAAGAAAUGCAAAUACUGUAUGAAAAGCAAGCUGAAGAAUUCCAAGCUAUUGCAGAAAGUAAAAUUUUUUAUUUUUUAAAAAUAAUAUAGAAAAUAUUUUUAUAAAAAAACACAACCAUUGCAGAUGAAGUCGAACAAGAACUUCCAAUAAGCCGUGAAGACGAAAAAUCUCGCUUAGAAACCGCUUUGAGAUCGUCCACAAACGAAAAUGAAAGAAAGCAGCUCCUCAAAGAGCUUGAACAAUUCCAGCACCUUUCAGUAGUAGAUAACAGCAACCAGCACUCUCAGUUAGAUUCAAGGCUCCAAGAACGAAAGCGACUUCGUGCCUUAAAAGAAGCUGAACUAAAGAGAAAGCACGAAGAAGAGCGCAAAGUAGUUGAAGACAAACAAGAAAAAGAAGCUGAGAACUUAAAAGACGACCUCACAAGAAACAGGCUUGACGAGCUCAUGAGAAGCAAUGCAAGCCCAGAAGAAAUCGCCAGAAAAAUCAAAGACAUGAUGGACGACAAGCAUGAAACUGAGCUCGCCGCAAUUUCAGCCAAAAAGCAAGCCAAACUCACAGAAAAACAAACAGAGAUCCUUCAGCUUGCCCUUUCUCAAAAAGCUGACGAAAUUGCUGACAUCCGAAAUAAAUUCAACAGAAAACGCUCAGAAAUAGAAAAAUCAAGCCUUCCUAUGAACAAUAAAGUCUCAGAACUCGCCAAACUCGAGAAAAAAGAAGCUGACGCCAUGACUAUUGCUGACUAUAAUUUCAUUAAUAAUUUGAAUAAAGAACAAGAUAAAGCUUGGAGAGAAGUCGAAAGCGAAUUCCGUCAGAAACUUCUAGACCUCGCUGAUAAGCAUUUGCAAGACACUUAUAAUAUCCUCCAAAGCAUGAGGUCAGCAAACCCUGCAUUAUUAGACCAACACCUCAGACAAGCCCAAAGUGAAGCUGAUAAACUGAGAAACCAAGCUGAAAAUGAGUAUGAAAAUAAACUGAGGGAGCUAGAUAGCCGCCAAGCUCAGCUAAAUCAAAUGCAAGGUGAAAGAGAAAACGAAAUUUCUGCACUGCAAAAAGAGCUUGAUGACGCUGACGCCAAAAAACGAGAACUCGCUGAAAUGGACAGAAGACGGCAAGAAAUGGCAGACCGUCAAAAACAAAUGAUUGAAGAAAUGAAAAGAAGAGGAAUCUCGCCUGAACAAAUGGAAGAAAUGAUCAAGAAACAUCAACAAGAAACCAGCGAAUGGGAAGCUGCAAUGGAAAGAGAAAGGCAGAGACAGCGAGAAAGAAUGCAGGAGAAACUUAACAUGAAAUCAGCCAAGCAUCAACAAAUGAUAGAAGCACAAAUCGCCAAGUAUAAAGAAGACAACAUGAAAAUGAUGCAAAAUAAAGAAGACGAAAAAUUGAGCAUUAAAUACCCAAUUGAUAAACCAUUGAAAUUGUAUGAACCAAUGUGGGACAUUCAGACGAAACUGAGAAUUAGUCCUUUACCUGUUUAUAAGAGAAACCCUGUUAAAGCUUAUGCGGACUCUUCUGCGACUUUGCAGUCAUUGCUAGCAAGAGUUAAAAGGGUGGAAAAAAUUGUGGAAAACGUUGAUGCAAAUCAGUUUGAAAACAUGAUGAAAGCAAUGGAGCAUGUUUCAGGAAUGAUUGAAAAGCUUAACUAA